GGCUUUUAAGUGUUCCUCGGUAUGCCAUGCUUACGCAAGUUAUUUUCUGUUGUGGAUUGUUGAUGCUGCAGCAGCAGAUAGAGUGAUGUGCCUUGAAUUCCAAUGAGGAGAAGGCGUUGGUUUAUUUUGGUUUGUUGAGUACAGAGGAGCCCCAGAAGCUGGACAAGAGUCCGCAGCAUGGACUGCAGUGUCAGAGAUGGGAGCUAUGGGGAUGCCUUUCCAGCAGCUGUUGACUGAAAAUAGUCAGGUCCAGCAAGAACAAAGAAACCACACUGCAGAACCUGUAGUAGAUGACUAUAAAAAGAUGGGGACUCUCUUCGGCGAACUAAACAAAAGCCUUAUCAGAAUAGGCUUCACAAGGAUGUACUUUGGAGAACGGACAGUAGAACCUGUAAUUAUUAUAUUCUUCUGGGUUAUGCUCUGGUUUCUUGGCCUACAAGCUCUUGGACUGGUUGCUGUUCUGUGCCUUGUCAUAAUUUAUGUACAACAGUAAAAUUUUAUAGAUGCUGUUUGGAUUACGUAUUUCAACGCUGUCAUCAUUUCAGUGGAUUUAAGUGUUUUAGGUAAAUGGGUGGCAUAUCAAAAGCUGCAGUGCUUCAAAUUGGAUUUCACUGAACUUUCGAUAUUUGGAGUGGGAGGGACUAAAGUUGUGCGUUUUACGCAAAGUCAGCAGUCCCCUACUACCUUUUUGAAGGGCAAAAAGGCGAUGUUUGUAAAAUAAUGGUGUCCAGUGUACUGUUUUCUGUACUCUUGGGGCCUUAGUCCAAGGAUUGGCUUUUUGUUUCCUCUAGCCUCCAAUGUUCUUGCUUUGUAUAGUGAAAAUUUCCUGUCCGUUUUUAAGAGGACAUGUGAUGUAAAUGUCCUGUUUCACUGUUGGGGGCCAUGGCGGGAGGGGGGUGGAGUUGGGGGGAAAGGUUGGUGUGAUGUAUGUUCCCUGAAUCUGCAUAAUUUGCUAUUUUUUUGCUGAAAAGCUAAAUGUGUACGAGGGAGAUUUGCUAACAAACCUACAACAACAAAUGUUUGUAAGGUGAAUACAACUUCACAACUCAAAAGCAUCUUUGGUUAGUAUAGUUUAUAGUGAGCUUUCCCCCAGGAAACAAGCGAUGCCAACAAAAUGCUUUGCUAAUGUUAGUGACUUCACACAAGCCUUCAGCUGUUGUUCAGCAGGGUCACAGUCCUAUAUUGGCCAAAUGGUCUAACAGAGCUCUGCCUUGGUUUUGGGAAUGUACUUGCUCCUGCUGCCUUUUUUUGUUUGUUUUUUUUUUCUUUCCUACUUGCUCUUUCCCCCAGCACUCCUUCUGAAGAUAAGUAUCUGGAUAAUCCAUGGACUUUGUACGUAGUUGUUGCUGCAGUGUUGGAGAGUUGCCAUUCCAGUCAAUGCUGGAAUAUCAUCAGCUUCCUCAGGGUCCAGUGUGAAGCCUCUGAACAACCAGGUACAUAUCAGACCAGAUCUCUUAUCGCUUCCCUAAUUCACUGCAGUGUGGACCCAAGGCUUUGCAUACGUAAGCAAAUCAGACCCAUUUCCUCAUGUAAGGCAAGAACGUAGUUGAAAUAGGUGGUCAUUUCAUGUUGUAGUUUUAACUAAUUCAUUUCUACGCUAGGCAACAAAAAUGCCUAUCUAUACGUGCAUGUCAUGUGCAACGCAAAUCAGAGAAAAGGAUACAUACGUUCAAGAUCAGGUGCAAAAUUCAAUUUGCCUCCCCAGGAGCCACACCAGGGGUGUAUUGAAUAUUUCUGAGUUGAAUGUGCUCAUUUAAAGAAAAGCUGUAAAAUGAGCCAGAAUCUUUACUAAAUAGGCUACCAAUUUAAUAUUUUCUGUACAUUACUUUUAGUAAGAAACUUAAUUGCAAAAUUUACUUCAUCUGUAGUAGAAUGAAAUUCUACAUAUACUUAAUGUAAUAGAAGAUGUGAAAUUUACAGAAAAUUACUUAACCUUUUGCAGUGACUUUUUUUUCUCAACAUUUUUAUACUAGUGGAGAUCAACAAUAGAUAAUUCCUAGUUGAAAAAGUUGAGUCUUAUCCAGAGACCUAUGAAGUUAAGGGGAGGUCCUCCAUGGUCUCAGUCCUACAACUGGAUUCUCAAGGCAGAUUUUAUGCCAACAUGGAUCACAUUAGUUGCUGGGCUCUAAUUCCAGGACCCUUGGCCCCAGUACUUACAGGCUCUACUGUUAGUGAAAUAAUUAUUUAGGGCAUAAUGCCCAACUCUGUUAAAGUCUUUAUGUGCCUAAAUGCCAUCUGUACACAACUCUGUACUUUCCUAACAAAUGUGCAGCUUCCUUCUGAGGAGCUGGGUCUCCUCUCAGGAUCUUCAGAUGACCUUGGCUGUGGAUCUAAGAGGCUUUGCUGAACUGGCAGGACUGCAGGGGAGUGGGACUGAGGCCCAGCUGUGUGUUUAGAUGGCAACCUGUGUUGACUGGUACCUAGUUAAGUAGUUAUGCUCAUGACAGGGAAAUGUUUGAGGACAGGAGGUGAUCCUGCAUACAGGGCUUUGUUAUUUACAGCUGGAAGUCCCAAAGCAAACAGCACAUAUGGCUGAUCACAGUGGCUGGAGCUCCGUACUCACAAGUGCCUAGGGGAAAACUUUUUUUUCACAUACCUUAGAAAGCGGAACGUGUGUUUACACCUUUGCAUAUUUGUAUAGAUAUAUUGGUGGGUUUAUGUGCAUUAUUCUCUUGUGUAAGGGCUGUACUACAAAAGCAUCUUGUCAUAAAUAAAAUAUCCUUUCUUCCCACAGUCAAGUUAAAGUCCAGAGGACCUUGUCCAAUUCCUUUCAUGCUGUAGGAAGAAGUGUCUGUGUGGUAUCCUGGUUGCAGUAGUGCUCUGUGUAAAGCCCCUGUGUUGUGAAAUGGCAUGCAGUGUUUCCUUGAAGUGGUGAUUUUGCUCUGUAUAUAAGGAAGGGGGAACAAUGAACCAAGGGUGUGACUGACAUGUUCAGUAAAGACAUUGCUUAUAGGCCUGCAGUGGUUUAGUAUGUGCGAAACUAUGAUUGUUUUGUUAAGUCCUUUCAGUUUUUCUUUUGAUGUUCAUGUUUGCCUACAUGUACUCUAGGGAAGGUCGCUUUUUGACUAAGAUUGUGUACAGUGAAUGUUUUAUAUAGUUUCUAUUAAAAGUAACUUACUAAGUCUUGUCCUUCAUAGAAGUUCUUUAUAUAUAAAAAAAAAAAAAAAAUUAAAAAUUCCCUCCAAAUGGAGAUAGGUUGACUGAAAAAGAAACAUAAUAUAUUGCAUGGAAGAUAGCCCUUGCCUGUUUGGUUUCAUACAUUCCAUUGUCUAUAAGAAUUUGCACUGAAUCAUCUGUCCUAAUUUCGUGCUACUGCUAUGCUAUUUCCUUGGUACUUGCAGGAAAGGAAAGAAGAGUUAAGGCAAGAAUGGGACUGGGAUAGAUCAGACAUGAAGAAUGGAAAAUGAAAUGCAGUGAAGUGAUACAUAUGUGUCAAAAGAAAUCUGACUGUAAACGUGUGCCAAAAGUGAGGGGGGUGGGUGAAUGCUCCUUGCAGUGUGUUCUUCCUUCCAUCCAGACAUAGUUCUAAGGCAGAGGAAGCACCAAGCGUUCAAAGGAUGUCCAUAGCUAAAAAGCAGAUGGUUAAUUAAAAAAAAAAAACCCACAAAUUCAUUUUUGUCUAUAUAGUAAAAAUCGAUAAUGUUAUUUAUAUCAGUAUAUAUUAUUAUUAAUGUUGAUAGAACUGAAAGCACCUUUAUGCAUCUGUGUGUAUGACUGUAUGAAGGAAUUAUGUCCCUUAAAUUUGCAUUAAACAACAAAUGAUGUCAUUCCUGUUGGUCCUUGUAACAUAUUGAAAGCUUCUUACACAGCCUCUGUUUUUUAAAGGAUGGACUCUUCGGCACUGCAUCACACCCACCAAAUGCAUACAUGUUUGAACUACUAUGUACACAGAAGAAACUCUACAUGUAGGAGAAUCUUGGAGAACUGUUUGCACUGAAAAAUCAUCAUAUCAGAACUGUCCGUAGGAAAAGGAAAAAAUCAUAUUUCUUAAACUGUUCAAAAUGGAUCAUAUGGAAAGCACUUUGAUAUUCUUUCUAAUAAAAAGUAUUGCCAUCAAUGAGAA
Columba livia (rock pigeon) is the source of this 4063-nucleotide messenger RNA. It is a transcript of the gene FAM241A, whose product is annotated as family with sequence similarity 241 member A. The coding region runs from base 197 to 493 and encodes 98 amino acids. The transcript is spliced from 3 exons. The record is from RefSeq and is a predicted model, not a curated record. Gene Ontology annotation, cellular component: intracellular membrane-bounded organelle. Lineage: Eukaryota; Metazoa; Chordata; Aves; Columbiformes; Columbidae.